GUGUGACGUUACGGUGCAUUACUAUAGAGUGAAAUGUUGUGAUGAGCAGGACUAAUUACAGAUGUCUAAAGGAAGCCUCUCUAUAGAGGCACCUGUUAAUCUUCCCAUCAUGGAGGAGUCUGUAUCGGAUAGUGAGGUUGACUUCUACAAUCCCAAAUCCGAGCACAAGUCCAAUGUUCCAAGGAAAGGUACAAAGCGCUGGGCCUACGCUGUAAGGCGUGCGUCGAUUGGCUGGUCACCUCACUAUAGCCAGAGUACAGAUAGUACGACUGAUCAUAGUGGAGAGACCGCCAUCCAACCAGAACGGGUGGUAGAGCUUCUACGCUCGCCUUCAGUUCAAACAUACACAACACUUAAACGGAAGCUUCUAAAAGCCAAGGCGAAUCCGGAAUGGAUUCUUCGAUUUCUCCAUAGCGAUGGAUUGGAAUUAUUGUUCGAAAGUUUGGAACAAAUUUCUAAACAAAGGCCAAAUAGUUUUUUGGAUGCCGUACUUCAGGUUGGGUGUGUAGAGUGCGUGAAAACCGUUAUGGAUAGCUCGCUUGGAUUGGAUUACAUUGUGGAAAAUAAGGAUUUUACACCUAAAUUCGCAGCAGCUUUGGAUACUGACAAUGUGACUGUAAAGAAGCAAGUGUUCGAACUCCUGUCCGCACUCUGUGUGUACUCGAAAGAUGGGUACAAACGAGCGCUGGAGGCGCUGGACAAGUAUAAGGUGGCGAAGAAGCAGAAAUACCGUUUCUCUCUGCUAAUUGACGAACUGAAGUCGGCAGAGAGUGUUGAAUAUAAGACCAUUCUUUUGGAGUUCAUCAACUGUAUAAUAAUAUAUACCCAAAAAAUAGAGGAUCGAAUUCGCAUCCGAAACGAGUUCUUCGGUCUAAAAUUGCAGGAAGUCAUCAAUCAGUUACGACGACAAGAUGACCUUGACCCAAACGUCAACGUACAGUUGGAUGUUUUCGUAGAACACAAGGCUAAUGACGAUGAACAGCUUCCUGGGGCAAAGGGUGUGGACCUUAACUGCUCCCUCGAUGUCUUCCACACAAUCUUUAAAACGGUGGACGAUACUCCACAGGAAAUACACUUCCUCACGUGCCUACAACACAUGCUAAAAAUAGACCAAAACGAUGCCAACUGUGACAUAAUCUGGCAGACCGUAGAAAAACUAGUAUGUAGAGCAACGCUUGUGGAAUCUGAGGCGGACGCACAAAAACUGUUGAGGAAACGUGAACGGUCGACGGACGGCCUACAAUGUCCGAACUGCAAGGCCCAUGAACGCGUUACGUCACCACGACGGGGAAAUAGUUCUAGUUCUGUGGCUCUGCCCGGUUUGACAGACAGCAAUGAGUCCACAAAAACUGUGCCUACACCGGCUCCACCGGGACCACCACCACCACCUCCUCCCCCAGUACCGGGAGGGGCGCCACCACCGCCUCCCCCUCCUCCGCCAGGUAUAGGUGGCGCACCACCAGCCCCACCACCUAUGCCAGGAAUGCCCUCUGUCCCUGGGGCUCCCCCUCCCCCACCAUCUUUCAACAUGAAGGGGCCCAAUGCCCGUAAUGGCGUCGUAAUUAAACUACCUCAGCAAAACGUGCCCAAGCCGAAGACAAAGAUGCGUUCUUUACAGUGGCAGAAAAUCCCAACAAACAAGGUGCUUUCUGGGAAACCAAACAUUUGGUCAACAGCAGGACGUCGCUUCAACGGUUACGUUAGUAAUAUGGAUUUUGAAGCGAUCGAGGAACUCUUCAGUGUGCCUUCGCCUCAGGCACCAGCUAUUUCGACUAGCAACAACGGUUCAUCGGGCACACUGGAGCGGAAGAAGAAGGAAUCAACAGAGAUCAAUCUUCUAGAUGGCAAAAGAAGUUUGAAUGUAAACAUCUUCCUGAGGCAGUUCCGCAUGCCAAACGACCAGAUUGUCCAGUUACUGCGUGACGGAGUCAGUGAGAGGUUUGAAUCGGAGCGUCUCAAAGGCUUGCUAAGGAUUCUACCAGACCAAGAUGAAAUUGAAAGGCUACAUAAUUUCGACGGUGACAAAGAGAGACUUGGUAGUGCUGAGAAGUUCUUUUUAUGUCUCCUCGGCCUUCCACAGUACAAACUGCGAAUAGAAGGUAUGUUAGUGAAGGAGGAGUUCAAAUCCAACAUGGAUUACAUCAAACCUCACGUGGAAGCCGUAAUUGAAACUGCAAAUCAAAUAAAGGCACAUGAUGAUCUGCAAGAACUCUUCUACUUGGUGCUAAUAGCAGGAAAUUACUUGAAUGGGGGAAACUAUGCUGGCGACGCCGCAGGAUUUAAGCUGUCCUCUCUUAUAAAAUUGACGGAAACAAGAGCUAAUAAACCCAGAAUGAAUCUUCUUCAUUUCGUCAUAAUGCAAGCCGAAGAUAAAAAUCCCGAACUUCUGACCUUUCCAGAAAAAUUGAAGUAUCUAAAAGAUGCAACCCAGGCUCCUCUGGAGUCAUUAAGUUCCGACAUCACUAACCUUGCCCACAGGGUGAAGGGCAUAUCUCAGGAACUGGAGACAGUGGGUACUGACUUCAAGGCACAAAUGGCUGGGUUUUUAACGGACGCAGAAAAAGAUAUUAAGGAAUUGCAAGCAGAUUUGAAAGAUAUGGAGAGUCUACGCCUUGAGUUAGCUGAUUUCUUCUGUGAAGAUAGAAACACAUUUCGGCUUGACGAAUGUUUCAAAGCAUUGCACACUUUCUGUGAACGGUUCCAGAAAUCAAUUGUGGAAAAUGAGCAACGGAAGAAGCAAGAGAAAAAGGCAGAAGCCAGACGAAACCAACAGAUGAAAGAGAGCGUGAAGAAGGAGACUUCAGUGGAAGACUUGAAGUCUCCGGACGAGAUGGUCAUGGAGAGAGGAGAAGGCGAACAACAGGAUGGUUCCAUACUGGAUAUUCUACUAGCAGAUGUCCGACGUGGAUUCACCGGUAAAAGAUUAGGAGAUAACAAUUUCUCUGUUAAAAAAGUGCAGAAAAUCAGCUUGAGUGGAAAUAAUAACAAUACAAAAGAUGAUUCCGAUAACAAAAAGGAAAAGGAGAAAUUCCAAAGGGGUGGAUAUGGUCGGAGCAGUUUUCGAAAGAAGAAUGUAGCACCUCAACCAGAUGACAGUGCAGAUUCCGAGAGUACAUGUAGUAGUUUGGAUGAUGCAAAUGAUAUUAAUUCUAACAAAAUAACGAAAGGAACAGAUGACAAUCUUUUUCAUAUUCUCAUGACUGCUGAAACCAAACCCUCGGAAUCAAAAUUUGAGCGCUUCGGAAGUUUACGCAGAAAACGAAAUGAGCGCCAACAGAACAAAACUCUUGAUGUUUUUGGUGAUCGUGAACGUGCUCAGUCACCAUCAGUAGACACAAUAAAACAGGAGGACAGUGUUCCAAAGAGAUCAAGAACACCAACGUCGGUCGGUGGUGCUAGACCGCGAUCCAGUGAAAUUGAAGAUGAAACUCCUAAAAGACCCGUCCGAAGGGUCCAAAGUAUGGUCGAAAAGUCAACGGUGGAAAAAGCUAUUGCUAAUCACGAAUCUAUAGAAAAAAAUGAAAACACUGUAGCCGAACGCUUGAAACGGAAAUUAGCUGGUGGUCGACGUGAUUCUAAAUCACCCGACCCCAUGUCCAAUCGUCCGAUUACACCUGUUGGAGACACAACUGUCUCAUCUGGUACUGAUGUUGACACAGGCGAUGCAAAAGCAUCUCCACGUUGGAGAAGUGGGAUUGACUCGACACCACGAGGUCUACAGACCAUCGACGAAAAGGGGCGGUUAGAAAUUUCUGAGUUAGCUAAAACAAAAGAAUCAUCAGACACAAAGGAUAGUUCAGUAACGAGUUCCAUGGAGCAAAGUCGCGAUAGAAUGCAAAGGCGGUUUAGUGAAAAAGACAUUAAUGCAUCUCACAUUAAAACUCUUCUUGAGAAUGUUAAACCUAAAGAGGAAACUAACAGUGAUGAAGAGCCUCGUGUUUCCAUCUCACUUAAGAAAAUGAUUGGUCGCCGUUGGCAUAGUGAUCUAGGAAAAACAGACAUUGAUCAAGUUCUCAAGCAAAUUGAGGAUAGUGAAAAACGAAAAGAGCCAAUUCCAAGCGAACAAGUUGUACCCCAGGCGCAAAGUGAACAGGCCGAUGAAUCGGAAGCAUUAAAACAGCGCAGAAGCAAGCGGAAACUCCGAUCUCACCUGUCCAUGGAGGAUGUUCAUACUGCUAUGCAAACAUUCAAACCGGACACCAAUCCUUCGUCGGCUACUGAGGACAACAUAACUACAACUGUCACUGCAACUAUGCACCCGGUACCGAAAUCACCGGUUUCGCCAAAAGGACGUUCGCGUUCUGGUAGUGAAAGCGAUAGCAAAACACCAAAUAAAGAGAACAAAUCGCAGAAGGACAAGGAUUCAAGCACCGUUAAGAAGGCCGCAAAACUUGCAGCGAACAUGCGAUUUAGACUUAAACGUUUCGGUGACAAAGACAAAAGUCAAUCUAAAAAAUCCAAUGGCAGAUGGAAGAGUGACGUGCAGCGUGACGAAGUCGAUCAGGCACUAAAGGAGGCUAAGAGUGGCAUGAGUAGGUCUAAGUCAUACGAUGAAUCUGUAGCGAGAAAAGCAGCAAGUGAAAACGGUCACUUUUCUCUCGCGGAUGGAAAAGAGACUGAUUACCCUGAAUCCGAACGAAGAUCAUCGCUGCGUGGAAGUGUUGGUCGUCUGAGUGCUAGUGAUCCCCGGAGGAAUGGUCAUUAUUUUCCAACGAGUGAUAGUGACAGCGAGGUGCCACCAGAUGGUACGUCAUCCCCGAAACGAGCUUUAAGCUACAAAAGUGACAGUCCUAAGAGUUCUAGUAGGCUGUCGAUCAAGUCUACCAGUACUUCCACAGAGACAUUACGUUGUGAUACACCUUACAGUGACACCGAGAGUUCUAGUACCGAUCAGCUAGCUUCAUCAAAGCGUUCGUCUGUGAAUAGUGACUUUAAUUCAUCAGAGCCAGUCGCUCCGCCUCGUCGGAGGCCAGUUAGCAUGAUAGAAAGAAACGAAAUAGAAGAUGCAAUGGUAAGCUCUAAUGAUUUAGAAGAACAAGAUCAAUUACCACACACUCUUCUUUCGAAAUGGAAGGAGAGACGAGUUACAAAUAGGAGACAGAGUCAUUAUGAUAAUGUGACUGACGACACGCCGAGUUCUCCACGAGCCAACCAUGAGUCACAUCCCACACGAACUUAUAACGGUUUGACAAUAAAUCACAAGUCGGAAGGAAGUGGCGACUCUUUCCGUAAUGACAUUGGCUCCAGGUGUAGCUACGCAAGCAGUAGUGACAGCGCCCGUGAUGAAGGGUUCGAGACAAUGUCCGGCACGGUCUCUCAAAGAACAUCUAUGAGCAGUACGUUAGAAUCUGAGCUUAUCCCUACUUUCAGUCGCAAACCGGAACCCUCUUCAAAGGUGUUUGUUAGCGACAAACUGAAUGAGCCAGAUAUCAUCAUCCCACCAAAACAGGAAAUAACUGUGGCACGCGCGCAAAAGCAAUCUGAGUUAGCAGCAAGGAAACAGCGAACGGAAUCCUGGACUGAGGCAGUUGUUGCUACAAAUCUUAAAGAUUCGUCACUGGACUCCUCUAUUGAAUACUCCGCCACGUCACCGGACAGUGGUCAUGGCACAUCAAAGGAAGACGUGUGGAGUUCCAACUUGGAUCUUGUUGCCACACUUAGGGAAGGUUCACCUGCAAGUCCAAUAACAGUUAAUCCAAAAGGAGCUCCGAUAGCAGUACCAGAAAAUUCCGAUUUUACCUCGAAGCAAAAGCGCGUUCCGAGUUACAUGAAAAACACUGCUUCGAGUGGAACAAGGACUCAGCGAACAACGUCAACGGUAAAUGAUAAUAAGAGGAGAAGCACUUCAGCGAAUACAUCGACAAAAUCUACCACAAAGGCGUCAGUAAGAAAUUCGCGAACAAAUCUGAACAAAUCUAAAACGACCGAAUCAAAUACAAGCAUCGUGUCAUUAGUGAGUGGGGUAUCCGACAUUCAAUCGCCAUCCACUUCCAAGUCAACUCCGACUAGGAAAUCGUCUAACACUAGCACUCGUGCAAGUACACCAUUGUCUCGUUCAACGACACCUCACCCACCCUCAUCUUCAUCACGAUCAACAACGCCUCACUCGUCUUCCCGGCCUGUCACACCCCUCGACCGUCCGACAACCCCUUCUCAUCGUACACCAUCUUCCGGUUCUAAGGGAUUGUCUAGGACGCAAUCACUACGCGUUACAUCAACAACUCCUAGACCCAGUUUAGGAUCUUCAGCAGACAAGAAGCGUCUAUCGUCGAUUGGUACAGGAUCAGAAAAACCAAAAGAGAAAAGUGCAACACCACGUCGAUCAUUCAUGUCUCCUACAGCAUCGUCUGCCUCCAAAUUACGUGAUGAUGGAGCUACGUCUCCCGUGCCCCCCACGCCGCCACCACGCACAACAUCAGCUAGUACCUCUGCUUCCAGCAAAACCACCAAACCUGUCGAUACAAAAACCAAAUCAAAGGCUCCAGCACCUCCUGCAAACACAACACUCGACCCUUCCCCAUUGAAGCGACAUAACAGCAUGCGCUUACCAGCCGCUAAGGCCGCAGCCAGUAGACUUACGCAUAAGGAGUAUCCACUAAGUUCUAAAGAGGCUGCAGCACAAACAACGGAGAACAAAUCCAAAUCAAUUAUGGGCAGGUUAGGCGGUAACAAAGUUAAGCCUGAUUCUGCUGGUCUGACCCCUAAGAAGCUAGCAACAGUCGACGAACAGGGAAACGACGGUGUUGAAAAAUCAUCAUUUAUGAAAAGAAUGGUUAAUAAGGCUAAAGUAACCAGUCCCAAGAAAUCUACAGACAAAAAGACAGAUUCGACAAAAAAAUCAGUGAAAAAGUGAUUUCAUGACAAUGUCCUUCGUGGUGUCGUGUGACGUCCUAUCUAUACGGAUGCAGUGAUGUUUUAACGUACAUUAUGACGUCAUUUUUGCGAUGACGUAAAGUAGUGGUGACUGACCCCUGAGCUGCGGGGAUGUGAUAUUCUACGUGAUACGUCUAUUAUUAUUGAUAUACUCCUAUGUGCCAAAUAUUUCGGACAGCUAUACACCGAUUUGUGCCUGACAUGCCUCGGACAUAAUUGUACCGUAAUACUGAACUGUAUAAGUGCUAUUGAUGAACUGGAAAGUCUUCACAAAACAAUGGGGACUUUUACUGGUGAAGAACAGAAUCUAUGCCUGUCUAGUCUUUGAUAGUAUUUUGAAACAUGUUUAAAUAUCUCUGGGUGUUUAUGACUACACAAACGGUAGUGAAGCUGUUGAACAUUUAAAACAAACCCUCAUUUUUGUAGAGAAAGCUAGCUGACAUUAUCCGCUUUAGGAUAUUCGAGUAGUAGAAAUUGUUUUAAGGAUUAUACAUGUUAUGGAUUUAAACAAAUACAUUAUUUAUUUCAUUGUACAUGUAUAGAGCUGGUCUCAAACUAGACAAACGACAGAUGGCUAAGCUAUCAUUAUUUUAUAUACACCAUUGAAACUUACUGAUGGCGUGACUGGUUAGUCACUGGUAUUUGUAUUAAGAAUGUUACUACUUCUGGUUAGAAGCAUUUGCUAGGGCAUAUUUUGCAUAGUAGACGGCUAAAUAUAGCCAAACUUUUGAGGGUUUGUUUUAGUUGUUGUUUACGUGUACAAAAACGGUCGAUUUAUUACAGUGUUCAUCUUUCGCGAAAAAAUGCAUUUUUGACAUGUUUACAUAAACAUGAUAUUUCGUGAGAAUUUUCGAUUUGAAAAUCGAGAGUCCAUGUUCUUGUAAAACCACCGAUGAUAUUACUUACGCAACAAUGCAAAGACAAACAGAAUGCAUUUCAUUUUGACACCUUUAAGUUCUUCCCAUAGUCCUCCAAUCAAUCACCGUAUAGACCUAACAAUCAAUUGUACACGCGGUGGUACCGGUUUAUUUCGCUGGGUUCACAACGUCAAAUUGGAAUGCAUUUUUUCUGUUAAACUUUUUAUUGAUUGUUAAAUUAUCUUACUGCAGGGAAAUUAUUAAACAUUAAUCGACAUUAAAACAUUUCAUUAUUAUCUUACGUGAAUUUCCGUGAUAAAAAUAGUUCAUUGAUCAUGAAAUAAUUGAAAAUAUGUCAUAGCCAUAAUUUUUAUACAAACGCCCAACCAAAAAAAUCACUGGCUUCCUUCGUAUGUUGUUCAUCAUCAUUCAAAUACAUACAUACAUGUGACUUCAUUGGAACAUCCGUUCUUUUUAACUAUGAAAUUUUCUGACGUAAGAAUCAGAAGUACUUUUAAGCUAGUAUGUUCACGUGUACCAUUUCCUCGUCAGCAAGUACAUGAUACAUUUUAGUAAGGUGUGGUUGUGUGGAUGCCAUUAUUUUGUACGAAUCGCUAAUAGCAAAAUUAUAUCAAUAAUGUUCUUUCUGAGACCUCGAAUGACGGAUGUCUACAAACUCUGCAUCGGUAUCUAAUUUUUGAAAAAUGACUGCAAAUUUCGGAAAAUAGAUCGCUGUGAAGAAUGAUACCUAGUAAUCAUUGUCGUUAACAUUUCUAAGGGAGAAAUAAAUGUUUGUCAAUCCUACCUUGUCCUGGUGCCUAGGUGAAAUAAGGUUAUUUAUAAAAGUAUUUAAUGGUUAUAUGGGCGUAACCGUGAUUUAUUCAUGUUAUUUUAUUUUAUCAUUAUGUCUAUAUCUUAAUUCAGUACUGACAAAACAUUCAAAUUAUCUUUCAACUAUCAUUUUAUUGGAUCAUAUCGGAGACAAAUGUCUGUGUUUUCAUCUCACUCUUCUCAAGAGAAGAAGAUGUUUCCCUACAUUUAUAAUAGUAUAUCGCCUAUACACGUGUUUAUUUCCGAAAUGUAUCAAUUUUAACAAUUCGCUAUCAUUGUGUAUGUAGAUAUACCAUACUGUUUAUAUAGAUACAUACAUGACCAUUUUGAUGUCAAGUUGAAAUGCCGAGUCAUGUCUACUUAAUACACUUGUUAUGUGAUGUUCAUGAGGUUAAGUACAUAAAUUAAACCACCAUAUAUACUGAA
Mizuhopecten yessoensis (Yesso scallop) is the source of this 8987-nucleotide messenger RNA. RefSeq lists its product as uncharacterized. Gene Ontology annotation, biological process: actin cytoskeleton organization. Bases 62 to 6853 code for a protein of 2263 amino acids. NCBI's taxonomy places the organism in Eukaryota, Metazoa, Mollusca, Bivalvia, Pectinida, Pectinidae. Gene Ontology annotation, molecular function: actin binding; small GTPase binding. The record is from RefSeq and is a predicted model, not a curated record. The transcript has 17 exons.